AGUGCGCAUGCGUGACAAUAGAGGAAGUCGGUAAUGGUUAAGGAUGAUGUGGACGUGAAACGGCCGAGAGCAUCAGCGCGUUUUCAAGAAAGAAAAACAAUCUUAAAGACGGACUUACGGAUAUGAAGCGCGGUUUUUGAGAGGUGUCGGAGUUUCUCUGCACCGAGACAGAACACACCUACGGUCCGCGAUGAUGGCAGAAUGCGAGCCUACCGACGGCGAGCCGGAGAAAGGCGGCGGAUAUUUCACACCGGAGUCGAACUUUCUCGCGUCGGAGGUGCCCGCGGUGUUAUUUGAAAAGACCCGGCCGGCGCCGUCACCGUCACUAGGACUCUCGCUGAACCCCGGGGCAGCGGUCCGGAUCUCGAACUCGACGGAAAGCGUGCUGACGGAGCUGGAAGCGGACGGCUCGGGGGAAGAGGCGCUACUGUUACCGGGACCUGCCGUGAAUCUCUCACCUCGGGCUGGAAGAGACAAAAGGACGCGGAGGAACAGACACAGCUCCUCAUCUGAUAAUCUGGCAUCACCAGGUAAUAACAGUGGAGAAUUCAACCAUUUCCCAGAAGACCCAGAGUUUGGCGAGAUCAUCCAGAGAGCUGAGCAGGCGAUAGAAAGUGGCGUUUUUCCUGAACGCAUCUCACAAGGAUCUAGUGGAAGCUACUUUGUCAAAGAUCCCAAAGGGAAAAUCAUUGGCGUGUUUAAACCAAAAUCAGAGGAGCCUUAUGGUCACUUAAACCCUAAAUGGACCAAAUAUUUCCAUAAAGUCUGCUGCCCAUGUUGUUUUGGCCGUGGUUGCCUCAUUCCUAACCAGGGAUACCUCUCUGAGGCAGCUGCCUCACUUGUUGACCAAAAACUGGGUUUGGGGAUUGUACCCAAAACUAAGGUAGUGCAUUUGGCCAGCGAGACUUUUCACUAUAAUGCAAUUGACCGUGCCAAAUCCCGUGGUAAGAAAUAUGCACUGGAGAAAGUCCCCAAAGUUGGACGACGGUUUCACAGAGUUGGCCUUCCUCCAAAGGUGGGCUCAUUUCAGUUGUUUGUGGAGGGCUAUCAUGAAGCAGACUACUGGCUGAGGAAGUUUGAGGCAGAGCCUCUUCCAGAGAACAUGAGGAAGCAGCUUCAGUCUCAGUUUGAGAGGCUGGUGGUGCUGGAUUACGUCAUCAGAAACACAGACAGAGGGAACGAUAACUGGUUGAUCAAGUAUGAGAAGCCAGGCGAUGGAGAGCUGACGGAGAAGGAAUCUGAAUGGACUGAUCCAAAAGACUCGGCCAUACAGAUAGCCGCUAUAGAUAAUGGUUUGGCCUUCCCUUUUAAACACCCCGAUGAGUGGAGAGCAUAUCCGUUCCACUGGGCAUGGUUGCCUCAGGCCAAAGUGGCCUUUUCCCAGGAGACAAGAGACCUUGUGCUCUCUCGCAUUUCUGACAUGAACUUUGUACAGGACCUCUGUGAGGACCUUUAUGAGAUGUUCAAGACAGAUAAAGGGUUUGACAAAACCAUGUUUGAGAAACAGAUGUCUGUUAUGAGAGGACAGAUCUUAAACCUGACCCAGGCUUUCAAAGACGGGAAGAGCCCCAUCCAGUUAGUGCAGAUGCCUCGUGUGGUGGUGGAGAGGAGCCGCGGGGGAGGCCAGGGUCGUGUGGUCCAACUGGGCAAUGCUUUUACCCAGACCUUCCACUGUAAGAGACCCUUUUUCACAUCCUGGUAAAAGGGCCACACAGAGGACGAAGACUGGAGUGAAAAUGGACGAGGGUCCUAUACCAGAGACACUGGAUGAGCAACUUUCU
This is a messenger RNA of Sinocyclocheilus grahami, 1781 nucleotides long. RefSeq names its product phosphatidylinositol 4-kinase type 2 beta (gene pi4k2b). The record is from RefSeq and is a predicted model, not a curated record. Gene Ontology annotation, molecular function: 1-phosphatidylinositol 4-kinase activity. The coding region runs from base 191 to 1702 and encodes 503 amino acids. Gene Ontology annotation, biological process: Golgi organization; endosome organization; phosphatidylinositol phosphate biosynthetic process. The transcript has 10 exons. NCBI's taxonomy places the organism in Eukaryota, Metazoa, Chordata, Actinopteri, Cypriniformes, Cyprinidae. Gene Ontology annotation, cellular component: plasma membrane; endosome; trans-Golgi network.